Nelumbo nucifera (sacred lotus) is the source of this 869-nucleotide messenger RNA. RefSeq lists its product as uncharacterized. Lineage: Eukaryota; Viridiplantae; Streptophyta; Magnoliopsida; Proteales; Nelumbonaceae. The record is from RefSeq and is a predicted model, not a curated record.
CUCUAGGGUUUUUUGUUAGAGGCGCUCUCAAAAGCGGCUCUCUUCAGGAUUCCCUAAAGGGAGCCGCCGAUCUGGUUUCUCCUUCCCCUUCCUCUUUUUAGUUUUCUCUCCCUCCUCCCUCUCUCUUUAUUUUGAGAGAGCCUUUCUCUGGAGUUUUCUCGAGGUUUUCUCUUGAGUUUUUCAAAGUUUUGUUUCUUUGUUCGUGGUUCUCGUUCAAGUUCAUUGUUCGUCAACAAAGAUGACUUUUCCUCCUCUGUUUGCACGCAGUUCUCUGGCAGUUGUUGUUCAUGGUGAAUCCCGUUUGCAGUUCUCCAGUUGAUGUUGUUCAUGAUAGCAAGCUAGCGGCCGCUGUUGUGUUGGUGGCAGUGUGGCACCGCGGUAAGACUCACCAUUGCAGCAAGGGAUUUAGUCAUUCUGGUGGGCGGGUCUUAUUGGCAUGUUCCUCUGGGUAUAAAGGAUUGCAGAACUUCAAGCUUCAGCCUAGCAACCACGAAUCUGCCUACUCCUUAUCAGGGUCUUCUCACUCUCAUAUCAAAGUUCCUUUAUCAAGGCAUCUCAGUCACAGAUAUGGUAGCUCUUGCAGAAAAUGGAAAUGGCAAGACUGCCCUUCUUGCUAUAUGGCAUUCAUCAUUUCAGAGGAAAAAAAAAACGGUGGUGUUCUGCCCUCAGGUAUCAUGUUAAAAGUUGGGUGUUACAAUGAUAUUGCUACAGAGAGAUGUGACUUUUCUGUUGCUGGGAAGCUAGUCUAACAGGUAGCAAUAUUGUGUGUGUCAAAUUUUCUUCAUGAAUGGAUAGGCCUCCAGACUAAGUUAGAAGUGUAAAGUUAACAUGCAAUAUGAUAUGUCUGGUUACUUCCUUAAGGUUCAAUU